Messenger RNA from Pestalotiopsis fici W106-1, 2559 nucleotides. RefSeq lists its product as uncharacterized. Gene Ontology annotation, molecular function: beta-glucosidase activity. The coding region runs from base 1 to 2559 and encodes 852 amino acids. NCBI's taxonomy places the organism in Eukaryota, Fungi, Ascomycota, Sordariomycetes, Amphisphaeriales, Sporocadaceae. Gene Ontology annotation, biological process: glucan catabolic process. The record is from RefSeq and is a predicted model, not a curated record. The transcript has a single exon.
AUGGCCUCGUCAGAAAGAGUAGCGGCACUGCUCGCCGCUCUCACGCUGGAGGAGAAGUGCCAGCUUUUGUCUGGCAAGAACAUGUGGAAGACGGCCAACAUUGACCGGCUAGGCAUUCGCAGCUUGAAGACCACUGAUGGCCCGGCCGGUGUCCGUGGAGCAACCUGGAUCGACGGCACUCACACCACAUUUAUACCGUGCGGUAUCUCUCUUGCGGCGACCUUCAACCCGGACCUUAUUCGUCGCAUUGGUGGUAUUCUUGGCCUCGAGGCUCGCAGUAAACAUGCACAUAUCCUCCUGGCGCCCACCAUGAAUAUGAGUCGAUCUCCGUUGGGCGGGCGCAACUUUGAAAACUUUGGCGAGGAUCCAUUCUUGACUGGCACUAUGGCAAGAGAGUAUAUUCGUGGCGUGCAGGAGCAUGGUGUGGGGGCGUGUAUGAAGCACUUUGUCGGCAAUGACAUGGAAACGCGUCGGUUCAAUAUGGACAUUCAAAUCGACGAGCGGACGUUGCGCGAGAUCUAUCUAAAGCCGUUUGAAAUGGCGCUCGACGCGAAUCCAUGGACAGCCAUGACGGCGUACCCCAAAAUCAACGGGGAGCACGCCGACUGCAACACGUUUCUCCUUCGACAGGUCUUGCGGGGUGAGUGGGGUUUUGACAAUCUGGUCAUGUGCGACUGGGGUGGUCUCAAUGAUACAGUGAAGAGCAUCACCGCUGGAACUGAUCUUGAGAUGCCGGGUCCUGCGAUCCGAUAUGGAGAUGCACUGUUGGAUGCCGUCAAGAGAGGGCAUGUCUCCGAGAAAGAACAUAUAGAUGCCGCUGUCGGCCGGCUCUUGCGUCUUUUAGAUUGCCUCGAGCUACUAACGCCUGCAUCAGAGAACGAGAAGAACGAAAAGAACUCGGACCUUCCCGAAUUUCGUCAAACUGCCCGAGACGCUGCAGCCGAGGCCAUCGUACUACUCAAGAACGAAAACCAAGUACUGCCCUUGCAGCCAGCGAGUAUAAAAAAGCUUGCUAUCCUUGGACCCAAUGCACAAAAGCCAACGACAGGGGGAACAGGAAGCGCGGCGGUGAAUCCCUAUUAUAUUACUACUCCCUUUGACUCGAUUUCAGCCGCCGCAAAAGAAAAGAAUAAGGAUAUUGACAUUACUUUCUCACCGGGUAUACAAAGCAACCUGCAGCCAUCAUUACCCGGUGAGAUACUUCGAACGCCAAAUUGGGAAUCAGUAGGCGUUCAGGUCGACUUUUACGCGGGACACGAGUUUGCCGGACCUGUUCUCGGCUCGUCGCAUUGGCAAAACUCGGUCAUUUUCAUGAUGAGCGACGGUGACGUGCCAGAAGUACUGAGAGGUAAGCCGCACUGCUAUCGCGUCAGUGGGGUCCUGACGCCAUCGACCACGGGCACAUAUGAGCUGAGUCUCUCGAGUACGGGCAAGGCCAAGCUGUUUGUGGAUGGCGACAUGGUCAUCGACAACUCGGAGUGGACGCAGACGGGAGGCACGUUUAUGAACUGCGGCAGCGUGAACCGUUUGGCUACACUCCACCUUGAGGCCGGACGGUCGUAUGCGUUACAGGUCGAUAAUGUCGUCUGCCCGCCUCCAAUUAAACCACACGACAAUACUCUUUUCCACACGGUUUCCGGUCUUCGGGUUGGUUUGCAGCUUGCCAUAGAUGAGGAAGCCUUGUUCGCCGAAGCUGUGGCCAUGGCAAAAGAUGCUGACGCGGUGGUUCUCGUCGUGGGUCAUAACAAUGACACGGAGAAGGAGGGAAUCGAUCGAACCUCGCUCAAAUUGCCCCGUCAGACUGACGAGCUUGUGGAGGCUGUUUGCAAAGUCAAUCAGCAGGUUGUCGUCGUCACACAAUCGGCUAGCGCCAUUGCCAUGCCCUGGGUGGACGUGGCCCCGGCCAUCGUCCAUGCUUGGUACCAGGGCCAGGAGAAUGGCAAUGCGCUAGCUGAUGUCUUGCUCGGGCAUGUCAGCCCGAGCGGCAAGUUGCCCAUCACUUUUCCGCGGUCUCUGGAAGACCACGGAUCGAAUGAGUGGUUUCCUGGAGAUGUAGAGAACGACUAUGCCGAAUACGGCGAGGGUGUGCUUGUGGGCUACCGUUGGUUCGAUGCCAAAGAGAUCCAACCGCUCUGGCCAUUUGGUUACGGACUGUCUUAUACCCGUUUUGGUCUCGGAGGCAUGGCAGUAACUGGAACGUUGAAGAGCGACGAUCGGAGUAGUCGCAUUAAUAUCUCGAUCACGGUCUCCAAUCAUGGAACAGUCGACGGAGCUGAGGUGGUACAAGUAUAUGUGUCCGCAUCGCCCAUUAUCAAGGAGAGAAAUCUCGUCUCUGCACCAAAAUCGCUUGUUGCCUUUUCCAAAGUCCACGUCGCUGCAGGGAAAGCCGAGAAUGUCUCUAUAAGUGUAAGCCCAGAGGCACUGGCGUGGUAUGAUGUAUCAGAGACAAAUGCACAUGGAGGAAAAGGUGCGUGGCGGGUGGACAAGGGACAAUACUCGUGUUUCGUCGGAACUAGUUCGAAGGACAUUGUAGAAACCUCGACAUUUACUGUGCAAUAA